UCAAUUUUCUGAUUUUCUCCGUUCUUCGGACCAUCUCCUAUCGCUCUCCGAUUCUGAAACUCUUGAUUUUUUGUUUUUAUGUUUUCAUUUUCACGUCAGAACUUCGAUUUGGACAUUCAGUUUGCAUCACAGAGAAUUUCGAUUCAGAUGUUGUGAUUUAGAAAAGCUCAAAUGCUCGGAUCUGCCGGUUGGCAUUAUGUUUCUGAAACUGCACCUGUUUCAAGGAAAAAGUUGCAUGAGUUCUUUGGGUCAUGUGACCUCAAGUUCAAGGAAGUCAUAGUACAGAAAGUUUGUGGACCUAUCUUUUGUCAUCCAAGAGUUUAUUCUAUAUCCAGAAUUUCUAUUAUGGGCUAAGAAGCAGCGAAAUGUUUUUAUUUUGCAAUUCAUAAUGGAGAUGGAGGAUGCACGAGAAGAUGCAGGGUCAGCUGAACCAGGGCCUUCUGGUGCUACUUGGUGGCCCUCAAGUUUUAUUGAAAACUUCCAGUCUGUUUCCCUGGUAUCUCAAGAAGAUACUUCGCAUAGUAAGGAAUUGAAGAGCAAUCAUAAUGAAGAUGAGUUGUCAUCUCAGACAGCUUCGCAAAUCCUCUGGGCUACUGGAAUGCUUAGUGGAUCGAUUCCUAAUGGUUUCUAUUCUGUCAUUCCGGACAAGAAGCUCAAGGAGCAUUUUCAUAGUAUACCUUCUCCUGAUGAGCUUUAUGCUAUGGGUUUGGAGGGUCCUAGAGCAGAUAUUAUACUUGUAGAUGCAGAGAAGGAUAAGAAACUUUCCAUGCUGAAACAACUGAUUGUGGCUUUGGUGAGAGGAUUAAAUUCAAAUCCAGCUGCAAUGAUAAAAAAGAUUGCUGGAUUGGUUUCUGAUUUUUAUAAACGACCAAGUUCGGAACUAAGUCCAGCUAAAGCUGCAUUAGAGGAAAUGUCUCAUUUGUCAGACAAUCGAGGUGUCCAGCUGUUGGGGCAAAUAAGGCAUGGUUCGUGCCGACCUCGAGCAAUCCUAUUUAAAGUCCUUGCGGAUACUGUUGGAUUUGAUAGUAGGCUUAUGGUGGGCCUACCAAGCGAUGGAGCUGUUGAACCUGCAGACUCAUAUAAGCAUAUGUCUGUGAUAGUCGUUUUGAAUUCUGUGGAACUACUAGUUGAUCUCAUGCGGUUCCCAGGCCAACUAAUUCCAUGUUCAACCAAGGCAAUUUGGAUGUCUCACAUUCCUGCAGCAGGGGAGAGUGACUCAGCAGAAAACGAUUCAUGCGACUCACCCCUUGAACCAAACAGUCCUCUCCAUGGUUUUUCAGAUAGAGUGGAUGCAGAAGGUUUAUCACAUAGUGAACCCAACAUUGCAAAUACAUUUUGGCGACGCAGUCGGAAGAAAGUCAUUGCUGAACAACGCACAGCUAGUUCAAGUCCAGAGCAUCCCUUAUUUCGGGCACGUGGACGGUCAAUGCUAAGUGGUGAUAGACAAUCAUUAAGAGAAUAUUCGGAUGAUAUGGCUCCAUCAAGGUCAGAAGGAGCAUCAACGUCUGAGACUCGUAGAAUAAGAAGAAGAAGUUUUAGCAUUACUCCAGAGAUUGGUGAUGAUAUUGUAAGGGCUGUGCGAGCAAUGAAUGAGACACUGAAGCAAAACCGACUUUUAAAAGAACAAGCUGAUGAUGGAUCGGUUACAAAUGACCAAGGCAAUUGUUCAGAUCCUAAAAAAAAUGUAACAAAUUUUCAUUUGGAUCGUCAUGAUGUAAUCCCUGGUGAAGGGUCUGCUACAUAUCUUCCCAGGAGGCAAAUAAAUUCUCAGAAGGCAGCAUCAUUACCUUCGUCUCCCCAUCAGUUUAGGGGUCAGGGUUCUGAGAGGAGUGGGCCUUCAAACUAUGGAGGAAAUGCUGAAAUGGUUUCAACAUGGAACAAAGUGCUUGAAUCUUCCAAGUUCCUGAAGAGGCCCUUGUUACCUUUUGAUGAAUGGAACAUUGAUUUCUCUGAAUUGACUGUUGGAACUCGUGUUGGGAUUGGUUUCUUUGGAGAAGUUUUCCGUGGUAUUUGGAAUGGGACAGAUGUUGCAAUCAAGAUUUUUCUAGAGCAAGAUUUGACUGCUGAAAAUAUGGAGGACUUCUGCAAUGAAAUAUCUAUCCUAAGCCGCCUUCGACACCCAAAUGUUAUUUUAUUUCUUGGGGCAUGCACAAAGCCUCCUCAUUUAUUAAUGGUAACUGAAUACAUGGAGUGGGGAUCUUUGUAUUAUUUGAUCCACAUGAGUGGCCAGAAAAAGAAACUCAGCUGGCGAAGGAGACUGAAGAUGCUGCGUGAUAUUUGCCGGGGAUUGAUGUGCAUGCACCGGAUGAAAAUAGUUCAUCGGGAUCUGAAAACUGCAAAUUGCCUCCUGAAUAAGCAUUGGCAAGUGAAGAUCUGCGACUUUGGGCUUUCUCGAAUAAUGACAGAAAUUCCCAUGAGAGAUUCCUCAUCUGCAGGGACUCCCGAAUGGAUGGCUCCUGAACUCAUACGCAAUGAACCGUUCACAGAGAAAUGUGAUGUGUUCAGCCUUGGUGUGAUAAUGUGGGAAUUGUUCACUCUAAGUAGACCAUGGGAAGGUGUACCAGCAGUGCAGGUGGUUUAUGCAGUGGCUAAUGAGGGAUCACGGCUAGAGAUUCCUGAAGGUCCACUGGGCAAGCUUAUUGCAGAUUGUUGGGCAGAGCCAGAUGAACGACCAAGCUGUGAGGAGAUCCUCUCCCGCUUGCUUGAUUGCGAGUACACUCUCUGCUGAUUUGGUUUGUUUUUGUAUAGGAAGCGCAGAAGAGGGGUUUUAUUUGUCAGUUGCAAGUUGUAAAUUAGUUAAUGUUAUAUUUAUUCAAAGAACAUUUCAUUGCUA
Messenger RNA from Telopea speciosissima, 2833 nucleotides. RefSeq names its product probable serine/threonine-protein kinase SIS8. Gene Ontology annotation, molecular function: protein kinase activity; ATP binding. The transcript has 17 exons. The record is from RefSeq and is a predicted model, not a curated record. Gene Ontology annotation, biological process: protein phosphorylation. Lineage: Eukaryota; Viridiplantae; Streptophyta; Magnoliopsida; Proteales; Proteaceae. The coding region runs from base 389 to 2728 and encodes 779 amino acids.